Molecule: messenger RNA, 1438 nt
Organism: Capsicum annuum
Lineage: Eukaryota; Viridiplantae; Streptophyta; Magnoliopsida; Solanales; Solanaceae
Molecular function (GO): RNA binding
Source: RefSeq, a predicted model, not a curated record
GCUGAAGUUAUGUGAGGAAUUUUGGUUUGAGCCAUGAAUUAGCUCAUAAACUGCCCGCCCCAUUGCACGGCGAACAGCAACCCAUAUGACAAAUCCUCUGUUUCGAGGCUUUCGAAGAAUUGCCUUACUUUCAGUUCUCAAGCCUCUUUCCACAACUUCCUCUACCUCUUUCAGACCAAUUCUUGGAAACCCAGAAAGUAGUUUUUUGCACUUGCCAAGGUUAAUACCACAAAACCCAUGUUGGGAAUGGAGGAACUUUAGCCAUGGAAAAGUGAAUUUUGUGAUAACAAGAGAUGGGAAACCCAAGUUUGAGACACAUGAAGUGGAAGCACCAAAGAAGGAGAAAUGGAAGACUAAGAAGAAGCUGAAACUGCAAAGAAAGAGAGAGAAGAAGAAGAGAAAAGUUGCUAACAAGAGAGAUCCCAGAAGGCUUGGUGUUAAGGGGAAGAAGAAGAAGCAGAAGUUUGACACUCCUGAAGAAAGAAUUAAACACAAGAUUGAGACUGCAAAAGUCAAAGAAGCCAUGCUAAUUGAGAGAUUAAAGCGAUAUGAGGUUUCCAAAGUUCAAGGUCCUGAGGUUCAACCGCACUUUCUCACUGGUGAAGAACGAUUCUAUAUCAAAAAGAUGGCACAGAAAAAGUCUAAUUAUGUGCCAAUUGGCCGAAGGGGAGUCUUUGGAGGUGUUAUUCUUAAUAUGCAUCUACAUUGGAAAAGACAUGAAACUGUCAAAGUCAUAUGCAAACCGUGCAAACCUGGUCAAAUUCAAGAAUAUGCCGAUGAAAUUGCAAGACUGAGUGGUGGAAUCCCAAUUCAGAUAGUUGCAAAUGAUACAAUUGUUUUUUACCGAGGAAGGGAUUAUGUGCAGCCUGAAAUUAUGUAUCCUAUUGAUACACUGUCGAAGAAGAGGGCUUUGGAAAAAUCCAAAUAUGAACAAUCGCUAGAGUCUGUGCGACGUUUCAUUGCCAUUGCUGAGAAGGAACUUGAACUCUACUAUAGACAUGUUGCCUUAUAUGAUGACCCAAAUAAUCGGAGUUCUUACUCCAUCCUUGAUGAUUUCAGAAGCACAAGUGAAAAGCAAAAUGGCAAAAUAGGAGAGGAGAACUAUUCAUCAAGUGAAUCUAUUGCCUCGGAUCUUGAGUUGUCUCAAAUUGAUGAUUAUUGUUCUGAUGACAAACAAUCUUUAACUGAAUCUGAGUUUGAGGAUACUGACGAAUCAAGUAGUGAUGACUUGGAUUCUGGAGAGGGACACUAGUAAUUGUUCAGGUAGCAUACAGGGAAAUUUUUGAAAUUGAGACCUGAAAUGAUGUGGUUUUAAUUCUUGGUCUUAUAAUUGAGGGAUCGGAAUAGAGUAGGCGUUUUUCAAUUCUAAAUCUUUUGUUUGGUUAUCCUGAAAUUGGCACAAAAAUUAUAAUUCGAUCUUUAAUUUGUAUUGGCCCAA